Molecule: messenger RNA, 1803 nt
Organism: Neomonachus schauinslandi (Hawaiian monk seal)
Lineage: Eukaryota; Metazoa; Chordata; Mammalia; Carnivora; Phocidae
Gene: ZFP69
Product: ZFP69 zinc finger protein
Exons: 5
Coding region: 48-1619 (523 amino acids)
Biological process (GO): negative regulation of transcription by RNA polymerase II; regulation of immune system process; regulation of cytokine production
Source: RefSeq, a predicted model, not a curated record
AGUUUACCUCACCCGAAGUGGACAAGCCCAGUUGGGUGGGCAUCGUCAUGCUGCAGCAGCUCCUGAUCACCCUGCCCACGGAGGCCAGCACCUGGGUGAAGUUGCGCCAUCCAAAGAAGGCCAAGGAGGGGGCGCCCUUGUGGGAGGACGUGACUAAGAUGUUUGAAGGAGAAGCGCUGCUCUCUCAGGAUGUUGAUGAGACCCAGGAAGAAAGUUUGAAGGAUGAAGUCACGUCUGGGUCCCCAGCAGCAGAAUCCCAGGGACUGUUGACCUUCAAGGACAUAUCUGUGGACUUCACCCAGGAGGAGUGGGGGCAACUGGCCCCUGCUCACCGAAAUCUAUACCGGGAGGUGAUGCUGGAGAACUAUGGGAACCUGGUCUCAGUGGCAGGAUACCAACUUUCCAAACCUAGUGUGAUAUCCCAGUUGGAGAAAGGACAAGAACCAUGGAUGACAGAGAAAGAAGGCCCAGGAGAUUCCAGUUCAGACUUGAAGAAUAAAACAGAAACCAAUGCAUCAACUGCAAAGAAUGACAUCUUACAGGAACAGUUAUAUCAUGGCAUUAUGAUGGAAGGGUUCCUGAGAGAUGAUGUCAUUUAUUCCACACUGAGAAAAGUCUCUAAGUAUGAUGGUGACUUAGAAAGGCACCAGGAAACCCAUGGGAGAGAUGUAAGACAAGCCAUCCUGACCCACAAGAAGAGUGGCCAAGAAACUAACAAAUUUGGGGAAAAUAUUGUCAGUUCAAAUGUUAUUAUAGAGCAGAGGCACCAUAAAUGUGAAACACCUAGAAAGAGGAACAAAUACAAAUUAGACUUGAUUAAUCAUCCGAGUUACAUAAGAACAAAAACCUAUGAAUGUAAUAUAUGUGAAAAAAACUUCAAACAACCCAUUCAUCUUACUGAACACAUGAGAAUUCAUACUGGUGAAAAGCCUUUCAGGUGUAAGGAAUGUGGAAGGGCCUUUAGUCAAAGCGCAUCACUGACUACACACCAGAGGAUCCAUACCGGUGAGAAACCCUUUGAAUGUGAAGAAUGUGGCAAAGCCUUCAGACAUCGCUCAUCUCUUAAUCAGCAUCACAGAACUCACACUGGAGAGAAACCCUACGUAUGCGAUAAAUGUCAGAAAGCUUUCAGCCAGAACAUUAGCUUGAUCCAGCAUCUGAGAACUCAUUCUGGGGAGAAACCCUUUACGUGCAAUGAAUGUGGGAAAACCUUCCGACAAAUUAGACACCUUAGUGAACAUAUAAGAAUUCACACUGGGGAGAAGCCCUAUGCAUGCACUGCGUGUUGUAAAACCUUUAGUCAUAGAGCAUACCUAACACAUCACCAGAGGAUCCAUACUGGGGAGAGACCCUACAAAUGUAAGGAAUGUGGGAAAGCCUUUAGGCAGAGGAUACACCUUAGCAACCACAAAACUGUUCAUACAGGAGUGAAAGCAUAUGAAUGCAACCGCUGUGGAAAAGCCUACCGGCAUGAUUCAUCCUUUAAGAAACAUCAGAGACACCACACUGGAGAAAAACCUUAUGAAUGUAAUGAAUGCGGAAAAGCCUUCAGCUAUAAUUCGUCACUUAGUCGACACCAUGAGAUACACAGGAGGAAUGCCUUUCGAAAUAACAUGUGAAAAUAGAUUAUUCAACAUGAGAACAAAAGCCAGCUCUAGAUCAGUGAUUCUGUUUUUAAAUUCCAGGAUUUUAAAUUUGAGGAAUUGAUAUCAUGAUGCCAGCUUUUAAUCUUGCCCAAUAUGUAAAUAAACAGUGCAUUGAUAACUACUAUCUACUAACACCUCUGUACAAAGUACUCAAGAA